UUACUGUGACCAAUCCGUCCAAACAAAUGACUGACCCAUCGAUGGCUCACUUCCCAAACAUUCCUAUCCGUCAAAUGAGUUUCAGUCAUCACUACAACGAUGACAGCGAUUGUCCGCCACAACCACCGCCCCGAAGACGUAACAGUGCUGUCGGACACAAGAAUAAGACACCACUCGAGCGAUUCAAACACUUUGAUGACGAUAUGAAUGGCGAUAAGUUCUCUGACGACAAUCAAAAGGAGGGUCCGUCUCAUCAAAUCUCGAAACUAAAGGAGAUCCAUGAGUUGUCGAUCCAAACCCCCGGUCGUGUCAAAGAACGCGCACAAAAGAUCGAUAAAAUGGCAUCUCUUACCGAACUGAAGCCCCCGAUGCCCUCAACAGCACCGGCCGCCACUCUCGGCAACAGCACACGACCCAAG
Oppiella nova is the source of this 419-nucleotide messenger RNA. NCBI's taxonomy places the organism in Eukaryota, Metazoa, Arthropoda, Arachnida, Sarcoptiformes, Oppiidae. The record is from the annotation of a GenBank genome assembly.